Molecule: messenger RNA, 1578 nt
Organism: Brassica oleracea var. oleracea
Lineage: Eukaryota; Viridiplantae; Streptophyta; Magnoliopsida; Brassicales; Brassicaceae
Product: transaldolase-like
Exons: 7
Coding region: 100-1422 (440 amino acids)
Biological process (GO): pentose-phosphate shunt; carbohydrate metabolic process
Cellular component (GO): cytoplasm; intracellular anatomical structure
Molecular function (GO): transaldolase activity
Source: RefSeq, a predicted model, not a curated record
CCUUGUCUGUGUUCCCGACCUAACUCAUCACUCACCAACCCCUCUUCUUGUUUAUAUCUCCGACCAAACCAAGAAGAGGAACACUUUCAUAUCUGAAUAAUGGCGUCCAUUUCCAAUCUCCCUAAUCUUACACCCGCCACUUCUGCUGGCAGCUCCAGAUCUUCUUCUUCCUCCUCCGUCUUGCCAAGAUCCUUCAUCACUCUCCGCACUCUGAACUCGAAGCUUUCCUCUUCUUCUCAUCUCUCCCUUCGUUACAACCAAACAUCAAGACCUUCCCUCUUUGUGAGGUGUUCAGCUUCUGGUGGGAAUGGAAGUACUGCAGAGAGAACAACUCUUCACGAUCUAUAUGAGAAGGAAGGUCAGAGUCCUUGGUAUGAUAAUCUAUGCCGUCCUGUCACUGAUCUUCUCCCCUUCAUUGCCCGUGGCGUUAGAGGCGUUACUAGCAACCCUGCGAUCUUCCAGAAAGCCAUUUCCACUUCAAAUGCUUAUAAUGACCAGUUCAGGACACUUGUGGAAUCAGGAAAGGACAUUGAAAGCGCGUAUUGGGAGCUUGUGGUGAAGGAUAUUCAGGAUGCGUGCAAGCUUUUUGAGCCAAUCUAUGACCAGACGGAAGCUGAGGAUGGCUAUGUCUCCGUUGAAGUUUCACCUAUGCUUGCUGAUGACACCAAGGGGACCGUCGAAGCUGCUAAGUAUCUUCACAAGGUUGUGAACCGUCGUAAUGUCUACAUCAAGAUCCCUGCUACUGCUCCAUGCGUGCCUUCUAUUAGGGAUGUCAUUGCAUCUGGAAUCAGUGUCAAUGUCACGCUUAUAUUCUCAAUAGCCAGAUACGAGGCAGUGAUAGAUGCAUACUUGGAUGGGCUCGAGGCGUCUGGACUUGAUGACCUCUCAAGAGUUACCAGUGUUGCAUCCUUCUUUGUGAGUAGGGUGGAUACUCUCAUGGACAAGAUGCUUGAGAAAAUUGGUACACCAGAAGCUCUAGACCUCCGUGGCAAGGCAGCUGUGGCUCAAGCUGCAUUAGCAUACAAGCUGUACCAGAAGAAAUUCUCAGGGCCAAGAUGGGAAGCUCUGGUGAAGAAAGGUGCCAAGAAGCAGAGGCUUCUCUGGGCAUCGACAAGUGUUAAGAAUCCAGCUUACUCAGACACCCUUUAUGUAGCUCCUCUCAUUGGACCUGACACUGUGUCAACCAUGCCGGAUCAAGCCCUUGAAGCAUUCAUAGAUCAUGGAACGGUGAAGAGGACAAUAGAUGAGAAUGUGUCAGAAGCAGAAGGGGUUUACAGUGCACUGGAGAAGCUGGGAAUAGAGUGGAACAAGGUGGGAGAGCAGUUGGAAGAAGAAGGUGUAGAUUCGUUCAAGAAGAGUUUCGAGAGUCUGCUUGGUACACUGCAAGACAAGGCCAACACUCUCAAACUAGCCAGCCGCUGAAAGAAAAUAAAAAGCUUUUACUCACAGUUGUUUAUUCACACACAAUCGUACUCUUGUGUUCUUUGUUAUUCGUGUGUGUCGGUUUUUUUUACGGUGUCCCAGUUUACCUUAUUACCGAAAAAGAAAUUACCCAGUAAGACUAUACUUUCUCUGAUU